Physella acuta is the source of this 1805-nucleotide messenger RNA. Its product is annotated as Golgi-associated PDZ and coiled-coil motif-containing protein. Gene Ontology annotation, biological process: negative regulation of protein localization to cell surface. Lineage: Eukaryota; Metazoa; Mollusca; Gastropoda; Physidae. Gene Ontology annotation, cellular component: membrane; Golgi apparatus; trans-Golgi network transport vesicle. The record is from RefSeq and is a predicted model, not a curated record. Gene Ontology annotation, molecular function: transmembrane transporter binding.
AUAUUUCAUAGCUUUGUUUGUCAGAAGAAAACAAAUAGAUACUAGAUCUAACACUACACAUAACAUAAUGGCUGCCACGCUGUCAUUUCGGUGGCUGGAAAUUUUGGAAAAAGAAUUUGACAAGGGUUUUGUAGAUUUAGAUUUAUUGCUUGGAGAAAUAGAUCCUGAUCAAAGUGAAAUUACAUUUGAAGGAAGGCAAAAAAUGACAGCACUAAGUGCAGCUUUUGCACAGCUUAGUCAUAAGGCUCAAACGGUUUUUCAGUGCAAUGCAAAGUUAGAGGCCCAGCUUGUGGACCUGAGAUCAGAAAUAAUAGAAGUUCAAGCAGCCAAAUCAGUAUUGGAAAAGGAAUUGCACACUUUAUUGUUACAGUUGCAUUCUUCACAGCUGGAGGUGCAUGAGCUGCGAGGAUUAGAGGUGGACUCUCAGGAGAUUAAGAAAAAAUUGGAAGCAGAGUUGUCCAACAGGCAGGAAAAUUCCCUGGCCAAGCUAGAGGCAGAAGUAAAAAUGUUGAACAAAGACAACCAUGAGCUGAGGCUGUACAUCCUGGCACUUCAGAGUGAGGUGUAUGGAGCGCGCCUGGCUGCCAGGUAUCUGGACAAGGAGCUGGCUGGCAGGAUCCAGCAGAUUCAGUUGCUGGGGCGAGAUAUGAGAGGUGCUGAACACGAUAAGCUGUGGAACCAACUAGAGGCUGAAAUACAUCUCCAUCGUCACAAGACUGUCAUCAGGGCCUGUAGGGGGCGUAAUUUUAGGAAGAAAAAAUUACCAGUCCCCCCUGGACAUAAUUUUCUUGAACUGAAAAAGAAACAUGGGCUAGGUGAUACAAGGACAGUCACUGUACACAAGGAGCCAGAGGAAGGUUUAGGCAUGUCCAUUACUGGUGGCAAGGAGCAUGGAGUUCCUAUAUUAAUAUCUGAAAUCCACGAGGGCCAACCUGCAGACAGAUGUGGCCUGUUGUAUGUGGGGGAUGCCAUACUCUCUGUGAAUGAUAUUGACCUGAGGAGUGCCAAACAUGCAGAGGCUGUUAAAGUACUGUCACAGCAGCAAGGAGAUAUAACAUUAACAGUCAUGUUUGUUGCUCCAGAUGAGGACAGUGAAGAUGAGAAAAAUGAAUUUGAGGAUGAGUAUGGUUUCAGAUAUAGAAUUUUUGAUGAGGACAUAAUGGGAUCAGAUGAUUGUACAAAUGCUCUGUCCUCUCCUUCUAAUGGUCCAGUGGCAGGAUAUUCUAACAGCCAUGAAGACAAACAGGAAACUGCCAAUGGCAAGCAGUAAAGUCUCUGUGAUACCAACCAGUAGGGCUGUGAUUGUACAACUGGUCAAGCUGACCAGUCACCAGGUGUCUGGUCAUGAGCAGAAGGUUCCUUGUGUGGAACCCUGUAUUACUUCAGCAUUGGACCACUCGGCUGCAUCAUGUUGUUGUUCAAGGUGUUGCCAAAGAUGAUGUGGUCUGUAAUUCCAUUGGUUCACUUGUUUUUAUAACGCUGUGGUUUCUGUUCAAUUUUUAUUUGAAUGAAUAUCAAACACCAAAACCAUUGUAUGAGAUGAAUGGCACAUGAGUUUUUCUUUGACUAUUUAAAUUGUUUUGUUGUGAAGCAUUGUAUAAAACUCUUGUUAUUCUUCACCAGGUAUUAACAUGUGGGAUUUCUACAUUAUUUAUUUCAUUAUUUGCACUUUUCCCCCAACAAAUAUUCAUGGACUGGAUGAAAGAUUGUUUGUCUGGUAAAAUAUGUAGAUGUGAACGAGAAUUGUUUUGUUAAAUUUAAAAAAUGUGGUUUCAAAUAAUAUAUGAAUAAAAUUGAUGAAUUUA